Syngnathus acus (greater pipefish) is the source of this 5404-nucleotide messenger RNA. RefSeq names its product laminin, gamma 3 (gene lamc3). Lineage: Eukaryota; Metazoa; Chordata; Actinopteri; Syngnathiformes; Syngnathidae. The record is from RefSeq and is a predicted model, not a curated record. The transcript is spliced from 28 exons. The coding region runs from base 179 to 4996 and encodes 1605 amino acids.
ACCUUCACAGAGGGAGAACAUAUGUUGAGGCCGGAGAGAGCCGGCUGGGAUGAGUUUGGCUGCGGGGCUGCUCUUUGUGUAUUUUCAUCCCUCCCAUCAAAGUGGUGGAGUGUGAGCCAUUUUUGCGUGUGUGAAGUGUAGAUGUGGAAAGCCGGGCGAUUGAAGCCGUCGUGUCGAAAUGGGUGCUCGUCUCGCCGUGUGGUUUCAUCUCCUGGCCCUCCUCCAGCCUCCGGCCGGCGCUUCCAUGGACUCCUGCUACGACGACGGGACGGCCGCCCCUAGCCGCUGCUUGCCCAAGUUUGAGAACGUGGCCUUCAAUCGCAGCGUGGUGGUGUCCAACCAGUGCGGAAUCACGCCCGAGGACUACUGCAUGCAGAUGGGCUCGGCGGCGCGCUCGUGCCACCGCUGCGACGCUUCGGUUCCGGAUUUCAGCCACAGCGCCGCCCUGCUGACCGACUUCCACCGGAACGACGAACCCACGUGGUGGCAGAGUCAGUCCAUGUACUAUGGUGUCCAGCACCCAAAUUCCAUCAACCUCACCCUCCAUCUGGGGAAGGCCUUCGAGAUAACCUACGUCCGCCUGAAAUUCUACACCAGCCGGCCGGAGAGCUUCGCCAUCUACAAGCGCACCGAGGCGGGGGGACCCUGGCUGCCCUAUCAGUUCUACAGCGCCUCGUGCAGGGAGACCUACGGCAAGGCCGCCAACGGUUUCCUGCGGCUGGGCGACGACGAGAGGACGGCCCUGUGCACGGACGAGUUCAGCGACAUCGCCCCGCUCACCGGCGGGAACGUGGCCUUCUCCACCCUGGAGGGACGACCCGGCGCCUACAACUUCGACCAGAGUCUCGUAUUGCAGGAAUGGGUGACAGCGACCGACUUGCUCAUCUCGUUGGACAGGCUCAACACUUUUGGUGACGAGGUCUUCAAGGACGCCAAAGUGUUGCGCUCCUAUUUCUACGCCGUCUCGGAUUUCUCCGUGGGCGGCAGAUGCAAGUGCAACGGCCACGCCAGCGAGUGCGUGUGGGCCGAACCUACAAGCGAUGACCAAGACGGACGUCUGGUCUGCGCCUGCCAGCAUCACACAGCCGGAGACGACUGCCAGAUAUGUCAGCCCUUCUACCGGGACAGGCCAUGGGCGAGGGCCACGGGGGAGUCGGCCAAUGAGUGCUUGCGGUGCAAGUGCAGCGGGCGCUCAGAGCGCUGCGUCUUUGACGUGGAGCAGUACCGCAGCACGGGCAGCGGGGGGCGCUGUUUGGCGUGCCGGGACGACACGGACGGCGCUCACUGCGAGCGCUGCCGGGAGAACCACUACCGGGCGUCGCCUGAGCAACCUUGCCUGCCCUGCAACUGCAACGCCAACGGUUCGGCGAGUCUGCAGUGCGAUGGCGAGGGACGAUGCGCGUGCGGCGGCCGAGGCGUGACGGGCGACAAGUGCGACGCGUGCCGCCCGGGAUUCCACUCGCUCGGCCCCGGUGGCUGCAGGCCGUGCGAGUGCGCUCCCGCUGGCAGCGCGGGGGACUGCGCGCCGCUGGACGGCGCCUGCCGCUGCAAGGCCAACGUUGAGGGGGGAGGCUGCGGCAGAUGCAAGCCAGGCUUCUUCAACCUGCAAGAAAACAACCCGGCCGGCUGCCAGCCGUGUUUCUGCUUCGGGCACUCGCUGGCGUGUUCCUCAUCUGCUCGCUUUGUGGCCGUCAACAUUACUUCGGAUUUUAUGGAAGAUCAGGACGGUUGGCUGGGCGAAUUCUCCGGGGGUCAGCUGGACCCCCUGCUGUGGAAGGAAGGCGAAGUCUAUUUGCUGCCUCUCUCAGAGGACGAGCUCGGCUACUACAGAGCCCCGGACAAAUUUACGGGUGACCAGAGCCACAGCUACGGCCAGCUCCUCUCCGUCACCUUCACCUCGGAGAGCCCGGAACUGCUUCCCGAGCGCGUCGCCGCCAUGCUCGACGGCGACGGAAUCACGCUCGGCGCCGAACUCACGCCCGGCCGUGCCCAACAGGGCGACCCUACCCUCUCGCCGCAACAAACCUUUUUCCUCAGGCUUGAUGAAAGCCAGAUGACGCCAAAGCUGUCCGUCGUGGAGUUUCGCCGGCUCCUGCGCAACGUGACGGCGCUACGCAUCAUCAAUGCCGGAGGACUCAAUUACACAUCCCAGCUCUCGGCGGUCCAUCUGGCCUCAGCAUCCGCUGGCGAGACGGCGCCCCCUGCCCCCUGGGUGGAAAGCUGCACCUGUCCCAUCGGGUUCGUCGGCCAGUUCUGCGAGCGAUGCGCGCCCGGAUUCACACGGGAGGUCCCAAACGGCGGCCGCUUCUCCACGUGUGUCCCCUGCGACUGCCAUCAGCACGGAACUUGCCACCCUGAGACAGGUGAGUGUGAGUGCUCAGACUUCACCGGCGGGCUGACCUGCGAGCGCUGCCUGCACGGUUACUACGGCAACGCUUUGAUUGGCACGCCGGGCGACUGCCAGCCCUGCCCUUGCCCCGGCGGAAGCGGCUGCGUGCAGCUGCCAGAGUCGGACCAGGUGCUGUGCACCGACUGCCCCGCCGGACAAACAGGUUCUCGCUGCCAGAUGUGCGAUGACGGUUACUACGGCGACCCGCUGGGGCGUUCGGGGACGGCACGGGAGUGCGUCAGAUGCGACUGCAGCGGUAACGUGGACCCCAACGCGGUGGGCUUGUGCGACCGCCUGACCGGCCGUUGCCUCAAGUGCGCAGGCAACACCGAGGGCGAGCGUUGCCAGAGCUGUCGCCGAGGUUACUACGGCGACGCUCGCAGCGACGCGCCCGGACUGAAGUGCAAGCCGUGCAGCUGCAACCCCGCAGGAACCUCGGGCCACGCGACGGAGUGUCACCCCGAGACGGGAAGUUGCAAGUGCCUGGAACAUGUGGCCGGGCGGGACUGCGGCCACUGCCAGGAAGGCUUUUUCAACCUCCGGCACGGCGUAGGUUGCGAGAGGUGCUCGUGUCACCCUAUCGGUUCAUCGUCCGUUGCCUGCCACCCGGUCACGGGGCAGUGCUCGUGCAGAGGCGGCGUGGAGGGACGGCUGUGCGACGCAUGUCGACCGGGCUUCUUUGGAUUCUCGUCACGAGGAUGCCGAGCCUGCGACUGCGACCCGAUGGGUUCCGUCUCCAUGCGCUGUCACGCCAACGGCACGUGUUCGUGUCGGCCCGGCUUCACCGGCUCCAAGUGUGCCAAAUGCCGGCCCAACCACUUCCUACACCGAGGCACGCACCAGUGCCAGGAGUGUCCCGCCUGCUACGGACUGGUGCAGCAGCAGGCGGAGAAGCUGAGGACACGCCUGCAGUACGCCGAAAAGCUCCUGGCCGGUUUGGAUUGCCGAAGCCGAUUCAGCAAGCGGCGCCCCCUGCUGGGAUUUCCCACCGACGCCACUCACGAGAACCAGCGGGACGGGCCAACGUUACCCAACGCGCUGGAGGAAUUUUUGGCUUUCCAAGAGGCUCAAGAGGCCUUCGUACGACAAUUCUCCUCGCUGGAGGCGUCCGCGGGCGCUCUGGCGACUCGCCUGCACGACGUGUCGGCCGCUUCCAACUGCAGCAACGGGUCCAAAGGAGAAGGAGGGGCGUGUCGGACGUUAGCCGGGAUCGCACUGAUGGUCGGCGAGGCCCAGACGCAACUAAAGCGGGCCACAAAGGACCUGGACCUCAUGGUCAUUCCUUUUGAGAUUGAUUCGGGAUCGAAUCAAUGGAAGAUGAUGGUGAACGAGUCUCAAGCCCUCAAGACAAGCCACGAAGACGCCGCCGAGCAAAUGGAGGUCGUGGCCGGCAGGGCGCUCAACACUUCAAAGCGUGCCAUCGCCUUACUGACGGAGUUCUUGGAGGACAACUCCACCGACGAGUACGUCGAGGACCUGACGCGACGAAUGACCCGGAUGCGGCAGCAGCGGCAAAAUCUGACCGCCUGGGCGAACCAAAGCGUUGCCGAUGACGAGGCCCAACAGAAGGACGUCGUCGGGCUGCGGCUCGCCCUGCGUAACGUCACGUCGCAGCUCAGCCGCUCAAACGCCAGUCGAGCGGUCGCCGAGCGCGCCGGCUCGUUGUCGGAAAAGACUCAAGAACUGGAUCAAAGCAUCGGCUCCAAAGACGACCUCAUCGGCGAGAUGGCCAACGACACUCGCAACCUGGCGGCGGCCGUCAACGCUAAGCGGGAAAUUCUAAAGGACGCAGUCGAGCUGCAAGGGCGAGCUCAGUGGGCCAAAAUGGUUGCCUUGGCUUCAGUGGUGGCGGGAAAAGGGGCGGAGUCAGAAGAAAUCAGCCUGCACCGGGAUCUUGAAAACAUGGUGCGCGAAUGGCCUCGUCUGCAGACUCAGACUCGGGCUGCUAUGAAGAAGAAGAAGCCCCUGGAGGGUAAAGUUCUGGCCAGUGUCACCAAACUGGUCUCGGAGAUCCGAGAGACCCUUCAGCCUGCGCGGGAAAACUCCCGCCUUGCCAAAAACGUUUCUCAGGAAGCGGAGCGUACCGCCGACACCGUGGCUGAGGAAUCGAAAGGCCUCCUGACGCAAGCCAAGCACACCAGGACGGCCUUCGCCCAUCUCGGCUCCCAGGUGGAAUCCGCCUUAGAAAGUCUGGACGCGCAGACGUCGCGAGCUGAGAGCGCAAAGGUUCACGUGCCGUCCGAGUCAGCGCCCCCUCUGGCCGACGUGAGGAAGGACAUGGAGGCGGCCAAGAUGCAGUUGGAGGCCUACUCGCACACCCUCACCCAGCUCAUUGACAAAAUUGACGCCAGCGUGCCUCUGGAGCGUUUCCAGCGCAUCCUGAACGAGACGGCGCGGCGCCUGAGCACGCUGCGCGGCAGCGUGGAGGGUCCCCCGCUGGGCGCCAAGAUCGGAACCCUGCGCGCGGCGGCAGAGGGCCAGCGCAGCCGCCUGGCGCUCCUGGAACAGGAAGUGCAAGAGAUGGUCCGGGAGAGAGACAGUCUGAGGGACAUCGCACUCCACUUGCCGCCUUCCUGUGCUGAGGCCGGCGGCAAGCGCCGCGGCUAACCACGGGAACGGGACUAAAGGAUACGCCGGUACUUUGACCUCAGAGUGACCCGACUCGGAAGAGCGAUGUCAUUCUUUUGUGCAUUGUGUUGCGAUGAGAACACUCAAAUGGAGCUGCUGCUGUAGGCCACAACUCGCACCCAGACGCUCACAUUGAAAGAACCGGCUGACUCAACCAUAGCUACUGAUGUCAUGCACUAGGCCACGCCCUUUCAAAAGCACACAUCAAAACACGCAAAUACUUCAGCAUGUACAGUAUUUACACUGUAGAACAGCAGUUUAUUUCUUUCCAAUGUCUUUGAUUAUGUUUUAUACAACGCAGUGCUAUUUUCUUAUACUAUUUUCUUAUAACAUAUAACAUAAAAAACAUUUUAAAAUACAACAAAAAAGAAUUUUGGGGGGGUCUGA